GGUAACAUGAUCGGGUGAGGUUGGCCGGUUGUCAUAGGCCAUAGGGAGUGGUGGGGGCUGUGAUCUGGAGGGUGUGCCUGUCUGACAUGGUUAAUUAUAGUGGGGAUAAUUAUAGAAUAGCAGUCUGGCCAAUAUGUGCCAGGAAGUAAUAUCUGGGCUCACUGGAAACCACCAGCCUGGAUUUGGGUAGGAAUGUUUCUCUGGUUGUCAUUCUAGCCUAACUAACAAAGCAGGGUUGGUCAGCAGCGGCCCACAGCCACCUCCUUGAGACUCCUAAUAGACACACUGCUGCUGACCCCUGAGCUGUAGCUCCCUGGGCCCCAGACUCCCAGCAGUGCUGAGGUCCUCAGGCCAUGACCUUUGUCCCACCCCACUCCCAGCGAAGGGGAGUGGGAUUUCUACUGGUGUGACGUCAGCUGGCUCCGGGAGAACUUCGACCACACCUACAUGGAUGAACACGUGCGGAUCAGUCACUUCCGAAACCACUACGAGCUGACCCGCAAGAACUACAUGGUGAAGAACCUGAAGCGGUUCCGGAAACAGCUGGAGCGCGAGGCAGGAAAGCUGGAGGCAGCCAAGUGCGACUUCUUCCCCAAAACCUUUGAGAUGCCGUGCGAGUACCACCUGUUUGUGGAGGAGUUCCGUAAAAACCCAGGAAUCACCUGGAUCAUGAAGCCUGUAGCCCGGUCCCAGGGGAAGGGCAUCUUCCUAUUCCGGAGGCUGAAGGACAUCAUGGACUGGAGGAAGGACUCAAAAAGUUCAGAUGACCAGAAAGAAGAAAUUCCGGUGGAGAACUACGUAGCGCAGCGUUAUAUCGAAAACCCCUAUCUGAUCGGAGGCCGCAAGUUUGACCUGCGUGUCUACGUGCUGGUGAUGUCGUACAUCCCGCUGCGGGCCUGGCUGUACCGGGAUGGCUUCGCCCGCUUCUCCAACACCCGCUUCACACUCAGCAGCAUUGACGACCAGUAUGUGCACCUCACCAAUGUCGCCGUGCAAAAGACGUCCCCUGACUACCACCCAAAGAAGGGCUGCAAAUGGAUGCUCCAGCGCUUCCGACAGUACCUGGCGUCCAAGCACGGGCCAGAAGCAGUGGAAUCGCUCUUCAGUGACAUGGACAACAUCUUCAUCAAGAGCCUGCAGAGUGUGCAGAAGGUGAUCAUCAGUGACAAGCACUGCUUUGAGCUGUACGGCUAUGACAUUCUCAUAGACCAGGACCUCAAGCCAUGGCUCCUGGAGGUCAAUGCGUCCCCAUCGCUGACAGCCAGCAGCCAGGAGGACUAUGAGCUCAAGACCUGCCUCCUGGAAGACACCCUGCACAUCGUGGACAUGGAAGCCAGGCUCACAGGAAGGGAGAAGCGAGUGGGAGGCUUUGACCUCAUGUGGAAUGAUGGCCCUGUCAGCAGAGAAGAGGGGGUUCCCGACUUGUCAGAAAUGGGGAACUUUGUGACCAACACACACCUUGAUAAGGAAACGAUUUCCAGAUGUCACACGACUUGCUUAAGGUCUCGGUUAUAAGCGGUGAGCCAGGACCUGAACUCCAGUCUGUCUGACUCCAAAACCUGAAUGCUUGACGGCUAGGCUCUCCUGUCCCUUAGCACAGUUAAAAACGAAGUUCCCAUCUGGCUACAAAACAUUCUUGCUUACAUAGAUGCCAAAUUUGCUAAACCAAUUUCUUGUAAUUGAGCACAUGGCAUGAUUUCAAUUUUUCACUUUUAUAAACAAUGGCAUGAUGAAAUCCUUUCACAUAAAGCUCAACUGAAAAAUCUGGCUGUUUCUUUGGGACAGAUUUCUAGAAAUACAAUUACUGGGUCAAAGGGAUAGACUUAUUACAGCCAGAUUGCUUUCCGGAAAGAGCUCUGAAUUCAAACAAACAAAAAAACUUUACCAGCGUGUGCAUUCUACUGAUUACUGGUGAGCUUUCAGAUUUUUAGUUUGCAUUUCUUCUUUUGUUAGCUGU
This is a messenger RNA of Myotis myotis, 1957 nucleotides long. It is a transcript of the gene TTLL9, whose product is annotated as tubulin tyrosine ligase like 9. The coding region runs from base 448 to 1515 and encodes 355 amino acids. Gene Ontology annotation, cellular component: cilium. Lineage: Eukaryota; Metazoa; Chordata; Mammalia; Chiroptera; Vespertilionidae. The record is from RefSeq and is a predicted model, not a curated record. Gene Ontology annotation, biological process: protein polyglutamylation; microtubule cytoskeleton organization. The transcript is spliced from 11 exons. Gene Ontology annotation, molecular function: tubulin binding; tubulin-glutamic acid ligase activity.